AGUAAAACUGAGACAAGAAUAUUCUCCUUCCGAUUACGAACUUUCGUAUCAACAUUUAGUUAAUUCCCAUAUAAACAUAUCAAUAAUUUAUUCAGAAACUCCAGUGAACACAUCAAUGUUCAGUCGAAGCAAUGAAGUUCAUUUGUGUGACUCUGCUGAUUAUUAGUGGAAUUACAGAUUCAAGAUCAGAGCAGUAUGAAGUAGUGGGUCCUACAGAUCCUGUUCUUGCUGUAGCUGGUGAAGAUGUGAUUCUGCCCUGUUCAGUCAAACCCAACAUCAGUGUUGUGGACAUGAGAGUGGAGUGGUUUAGACUUGAUCUGAAAGACUCACAACUAGUGCAUCUCUAUGAGGAUCAUGUAGACAAAAACACAAAUCAUAUUCAGUCCUACAGAGGAAGAACAAAACUGAAUCAUCAAGAACUACAGAGAGGAAACGCAUCACUCAAACUCUCAUCAGUCCGAGUCUCUGAUGAAGGACUUUAUAAGUGUUUUAUUCAGUCCAAAUCCUGGUCUGAUGAUGCCACUGUUAAUGUCAGUGUUGAAGCUGUAGGACGUCCUCCAGUGAUCACUGUAGAUGGGUUUGAUCAUUCAGGAGGGCUUCAUCUACUGUGUGAAUCUGAAGGGUGGAACCCUGAACCUGAUCUUGAGUGGCUGAACAGUGAAGGAGUCAGUUUGAGUUCAGAAACUACAGAGAUGCAAAGAAAAAUAGAUGGAUUUAGUGUGAAACACACCAUCACUGUAUAUGAGAGAGACAGCAAGAUUCACUGCAGAGUCAAACUGAAGCAUCACAUGCGGGAGACACUGAUGAUCACAACAAGUAAUAUGUUUAAUUCUUGGAGGACACCAGUGAUUGUGAUUGUUUUGCUCAGUGUGAUUGCUGGAAUACUGAUAGCUGUGUUUGUGCAUAAAUACAGAGUGAAUGUGAUUCUGGAUGCUGAUACGGCUCAUCCACAUCUCAUCGUGUCUGAUGAUGGGAAACAUGUGAGAUCUGGAAACAGACAAACAAAAGGAGUGGAUGGAAACAAAGACAGAUUUAAUGAAUGUCUUGGUGUUGUUGGGAAGGAUGGAUUCUCCUCAGGAUGUUUUUACUAUGAGGUGCAGGUGAAGGAACAAACUGUGUGGCAUUUAGGAGUGACCAGAGAAUCUGUUAACAGGAAGGGUUUGAUCCGUCUGAGACCUGAGAAUGGAUACUGGAUUGUGGGACGGAGAUAUGGGAAGUAUCGAGCUCGUGAUUCUUUUGCUUACUCUCUUUCUCUGAGAGUGAAUCCUCAGAGGGUCGGUGUGUUUGUGGAUUAUGAGAAGGGUCUCGUCUGCUUUAAUGAUGUAGAGUCCAAGUCUCAUAUCUACUCUUUCACUGAUCAGUGUUUUAAUGAGAAACUCUAUGCAUUUGUUAGUUUGGGGCAUCGGUGGAAUGAAAACUCUACACCACUGAUCAUCUGUGAUGAUUACUAAUGAGAUCA
Labeo rohita (rohu) is the source of this 1459-nucleotide messenger RNA. RefSeq names its product butyrophilin subfamily 3 member A1. The transcript is spliced from 6 exons. Lineage: Eukaryota; Metazoa; Chordata; Actinopteri; Cypriniformes; Cyprinidae. Gene Ontology annotation, molecular function: protein binding. Bases 132 to 1451 code for a protein of 439 amino acids. The record is from RefSeq and is a predicted model, not a curated record.